AUGAAAAAAAGGUGGUCCAGAAUAAACGUAGGUGCUCAGAAAUUUGGAUUGUGUUAUGAUGAGGCUCAACGAAUAGUCGGGAGCGGUUCAAACUUGGACGACAUAAUCGAGCAAGCUCAUAUGCUCCAUUUAGCUAAGUACAAAAAGAAGUCUAACUUUGACAAUCACUGGCGUGAGCUUCGUAGACAACCCAAGUGGAGAACUCUUGGAAAUACUGCAAGUUCUAAAAGAACUAAAUUAAGUGAUUCUGGACAUUACUCAUCAUCGGGAAAUAACGAUACACCAACAAAUGAGAAUGUUUCUGAAUCUCCUGUUCGUCCCAAAGGUACAAAAGCAGCUAAAAGGAAAGGAAAAUGGAAGGAAAAAAUGGCAGAAGCAUCUGAAGAGUAUGCAGAAUUGCGGGUCAGUACAUGUAGAAAACUGGACUUGAUGCAAGCAUUAAAUGAAACUCGUCAAAAUGAUCUUGAGGCAAAACAAACAGAGCUAGAUUUACAAGUCAUUUUGGCAGAUACUAGUAAAAUGACUGAUGCUCAGCGGAAGGCUCACUCAAAAAUGCUUGAGAAAAUUUUGAGCUCAACAUCCAAACCUCGUCGAAAUAUAUACAGAGAUCGUGAAGCAGGUCAUCAACGUCUAGAGAAAUAUUAUUUUUCACCAAAUCCUGUUUAUCCUGAACAAAUAUUUCGACGAAGAUUCCGUAUGGGAAGACAUGUCGUUCUUCGUAUCAUGAGUGCUAUUUCAAAUUUUGAUCCAUACUUCCAACAAAGAAUUGAUGCUGUGGGAAGAAAAGGUCUAUCACCAUUACAAAAAUGUACUGCAGCAAUGCGUAUGUUGGCAUAUGGAAUAUCUGCCGAUGUUGUUGAUGAUUAUGUUCGUAUUGGAGAGAUUACUGCGAUCGAAUUCUUGAAAAAAUUCGUUUCCGGUGUAAUUAUGAUAUUUGAAGGUGAAUACCUACAAACACCGAACUCUAAUGAUGUACAACGUCUACUACAGAUGGGUGAGGUGCGUGGCUUUCCUGGUAUGAUAGGUAGUAUUGAUUGCAUGCACUGUCAAUGGAAAAAUUGUCCUAAAGCAUGGAAGGACAUGUUCAUGAAUGAUCACAAAGGAGUUGCAACAAUUAUGCUGGAAGAAGUUGCUUCAUCUGAUCGAUGGAUAUGGCAUACAUUUUUCGGAGUUGUUAGAUCAAAUAAUGACAUAAAUGUUUUAGAUCGAUCACCAGACUUUGAUGAGGUGCUACAAGUCCGUGCUCUUGAGGUAAACUACACAAUCAAUGGAAAUAGUUAUAAUACGGGAUAUUAUUUGACGGAUGGAAUAUAUCCCGAAUGGAAAACGUUCUUUAAAACGAUACCACGUCCACAAAAUGAAAAGAGAAAAUUAUUUUCUAAAUAUCAAGAAAGUCAGAGAAAAGACGUCGAACGAGCAUUUGGUGUGUUACAGGCCCGUUUCGCAAUUGUACGUGGUCCAGCACGAUUUUGGGACAAAGCAAAUCUCGGAAGAAUUAUGAGAGCAUGCAUCAUAAUACAUAAUAUGAUUGUUGAAUACGAGAGGGACACAUACGCUACUCAAUUUGGUCCCUUACCAAUUUAUGAUGAUGCAACAAAUAGCUUAUUGCAAUCAAACUUAGGUGAAGAAUCAUUUGUCCCGUAUGAAACGUAUAUUCAAAACAGUAUAUAG
This is a messenger RNA of Daucus carota subsp. sativus, 1671 nucleotides long. RefSeq lists its product as uncharacterized. The record is from RefSeq and is a predicted model, not a curated record. Bases 1 to 1671 code for a protein of 556 amino acids. NCBI's taxonomy places the organism in Eukaryota, Viridiplantae, Streptophyta, Magnoliopsida, Apiales, Apiaceae. The transcript has 2 exons.